Odontomachus brunneus is the source of this 4402-nucleotide messenger RNA. RefSeq lists its product as uncharacterized. The coding region runs from base 1163 to 3850 and encodes 895 amino acids. The transcript is spliced from 5 exons. NCBI's taxonomy places the organism in Eukaryota, Metazoa, Arthropoda, Insecta, Hymenoptera, Formicidae. The record is from RefSeq and is a predicted model, not a curated record.
UUAUCACAUAUCUUAUUAAUAUCUCGAAUUAAUUGUUUACCACACUAGUUAUUAUUAUUGUUAAUAUCUUAUCGCAUCACAUAUCACAUUAUUGUAUCACAUUAUUGUAUCACAUAUACAAACACGAUGACAACGAUUAGUGAGUUUGUCUAGCCUAAUGCUAAGGCUUCGUGGAAACUUACUGCACCGAUAACAGAGCGCUUACCAUUUUUCGUUUAUCGUGUUUGGAUAUGUGAUACAAUUUGAUGCGGUAAGAUAUUAAUAAUAAUAAUUAGUGUGAUAGAUAAUUAAUUCGAGAUAUUAAUGAGAUGUGUAAUAAGAUAUUACACAAUAAUAAUAUCACAAAUAAUAUCACAGAUAUUAAUCGUAGAUAUUAAUAUCACAAAGUGUGUUUGAGACUAGUAAUGUUUAGUAUACUAAGAGUGACAUUCAAAAGCUUCCUCGAUGAAGCAAUAUAUAAUUUACUAGCAACGAUCAACUUGCGUUGAUUUUGAUAGACUUUGUUCCACGUUUCUCGUGAUAUGAUUUGAUAUAUGAUAUCUGGUACGAUAUGAUGAUACGAUAUAAUAUGUCAAGCUAUAUUAGUAUGACAGAUAAGCCAAACAAUCAAGUCAUAAUACGCAUAUCUAGGCACGAUGCAAAUGAUUGGAAAGACUUGGCUUUGACGGAAAAAGAUCGGUGUAAAUGAAUAAUAAUAAUCACACCCAAUACGCUAAAAAGUUCAUUAGCUUAAGGCACUAAGAACCAAACGAAAACUCAUCAGUCAGAAACGAUAUCUCUAUUAUCACGGUCGGAAACAUUCGUCCAAACAUUCGGGUUAUUUUAAAACUCGAUCGAGAUAACUGAGAACAAUAGCCUGAAUAAAAACUUCUUACAGAAAUCUUCUUCCAAUCAGUUCCUAGAUAACAGAAAACUAGUUACACGUUCAUUGUUUGUUCUGCGUUAAGAUUUUCGUGAAACUCGGUAUACUCUCAUCGGGUUCAAAUUUGUGUGUUCAAAUUCCUCGAUUUGUAUUUGAAUUUUUAUUUAAAUUUAUGCGAAUAUUAUUGAAGUUGAUAUUUGAAUUUCCAAGAGAAUAAGAGAGAGAGAGAGAGAGAGAGAGAGAGAGAGACAUCACUGACGUGUUCGCUAAAGAAUCUCAUUAACUGGCAUCGCCGCAAUAAUGGGACUCGCUGUACGUCAGAUGGAAACCGAAGUCCGAACGCUCAAACAGGAACUGGCGCGCACUCAGGAAGCCCUGAAGCUCGCCACAAAGAGAUGCAGGGACCUGGUGAGGGAGUUAGACCAUCGUGCCGCCGGUCACGAGUCCGAGAAGUCUCUGCGGGAUCAACAACUCUCGAGGAUACUGCGGGCUCUGCUGGUCCUGGAGGCGCGUCUCAAGCAGGAACAGAAGUCGAUCAGACAGCUGCUCUGCGAGAAGGACAACGUCAUCCGGAACCAGCAGCUGGAGAUCGCGAUGCUCAGGCGGUACACGAAGAACUACAUCAAGUGUAAACGCGAUCCGGCACUGGCCGACGCCGAAGUCAAUGCCAACGUCGACAAGAGUCUGCAGAAUUUCGGCAAUCUGCAGAAGGAAACGCUGCAGGAGAGCGGCCUCGGCAAAGACAUCGCGAGUCUCAAGUGCGAGAUAAUCACGCGGUUGAACCCGGCGGCGUCCGGCAUUGUUCUCGAGGAGCUAGACCGCAGCGGCGUGAGAAAGACUCACAGCUUCGCCGGCAGUGAUAUCUCCAAGACCAGUAUGACCAGCAGUGAGAACACCGACGCGUCGAUUAUCACCACGACAACCGAGGGCAGUCCGUCGUUGCUCAGCACGGAGGGCUUCUGCGAGGGCGAGAGCACGGACGUGUCGCCGGGAUCGACGUUGAACAAGUGCUCGAGCAGAUGCACGCCAACGACGGUGACCGACAGCGAGAACGAGACCACGAUGAUCGUGGACGAGGACGAGGAGGAGGUGGACGAGGGUACGACCACCACCACCACGACGACGACGACGACGACGACGACGACGAAAAGGAAAACAUCUCUUCGCAGGGCAAAAGGGCAGAAGACGUCGAAGGGCUCGGAAGUAAUCGAAGUGGUCGGUAUCACGAGGACGGAGAGCAAGGACGACGGAAUGGACUGCAAUUUCGUCUCGGAGGACGAGGAGCAGGACGCGAGGACGAAUCGGGAGGAGAAGAGCGAGCCGAUCUACGUGAACGCCUGCAACGAGGCUAACGAGAGGCACUUGCAGCAGAAGACGGAGCUGUCAAGGACAGAGGACGAUUAUAGCAACAAUAAUAACGUCGAAACGAAAAUCGAGCCACCUGAAGUGACCGUGGAGGACACUAGCAUCAACUGGUACAGCGAUCCUGACGAAGAUAGACUGAACGACGACAUGUUCCGGCACAACGUCUAUAGGCCUAACGGCAAUCACAACUCCGUUCUGGAGUGUGUCAACCAGAUACUAUUGCGUGAUAUGGAGGAGGAGGAGAACGUGCUUUCGGCGCCACGUAGAUUCAAGCACCGUGGUAGGAUCGUGCGUUUCCAGCCGGCCAGAUUGUCCGACAUCGAGUCUGUGGGUUCCGAAAUGGAAAGGAGAAACUCCGAGGAGUGUACUGUGGAUAACAAGGAUUCGCCACGGGAAGACGAGGUUCAGGAGAAUGAAGGCAGUGCGUCCGAAGACGAAUUUGGCAUGAGAAUCGUUCAGAAAGAGCCGGACGACGACUCCAAGGACUCGAAGGCGAUUCCCUUAGUCAUCAUCGAACCCAAAGUCGACGUCGAAGAAGCGAGACAGUUUUUGCCGAAGCCCCAAGCGAGCAAUCCGCCCUUGAAGAUGGAAAGAAUCGAGGAAAAGGCCUGUCUGCAGAUGUCCACCAGGGGUUUGACGAUCGCCAGACCACGUUCGACGAAUCUGGACUACGAAGACAUCGAGUCAUUGCCGGAAGUAACGACAACACCGACCUCGCCGACACCACCGAGAACGCCGCCAGCGUUGCCGCCGAAACCGCAGUUUCGCAACAACACGUUGACCCUAAAGAAGAUCCCGAGUCCGUCGUUCUUGAUUGACGAGAAGAGGUCUCAGCAGGACUCCGGAGGCGCAGAUUCCACGAGAAGAGGUAUCCUGGAGUUGCUGUCAUCGUCAACGUCCAAAGCGGCGAGGAACUUGAAUCUGGACGAGGCGAAGAGCUCGGCGAGGAGCUCAACCAGGAGCUCCACGAGGGAGGCGGGCGGUCGCGAAGAGGCUGGAUUCUGGAAGAGCAGGUUUAAUCACGUGCGAUCCUCUUUCCAAACCAGACAAAAGGAGCCAGAUCAGGUGAAAAGCGCGGUUCGAGUGACGAAUAUCGUCAGACACUUCGAGGAGUUCAAGAUCGGUGAUCCCGAAGAGCAAGCGACAAGAGACAGGACUCGCGUGAGGGAACGACACACCGAACUCGAACACGACUUUGACAUCCGCCAGAACUUUGAGGAAUUCAACUUGGACGAGUGCGACCUGUCAGACGAUCCCGAUCGGCCCGAAGGCGACGGCUCCGAGAGGUUGAGUCAUUCCGCGCUCAACAACCCCGGCCAAAGCGAAAGCAACAGCGCCAAAGACAACAACAACGUGCCUGCCAACAACAGCAACAACAGCAGCAACAACAGUGAAUCUGGAAGCAGCGGUUACGACCACUUUCUGGAAGCGACUGGCCUCAGCAACAAGUCGAUCCUUACGCCGUCCAGAUUGCUGAGUAACCACAAGAGUAUGCUGAAGCCGAAAGACGUGAAGUAUAAGAGCAGGAUCAAGGCUACGGCGGUGCUGGAGAGGCACGGAGUACAAUCGACGACCAGCAACACCACCACACACGUCAGACACUGGACAGGACCGUUUGUCUGACGACUGGCCAGGGUCCUGCCGGGCAAGAUCUUCCGACCCGCUGUCUCGGCUGGCAACUCGCCGAUAAAGACGCUCAAGAAGUAUUGAGUGUCUUUCGAAUAUCACUCAACGAGCAUCUUCUUCUCGUUAUGUACACUUAUUAUACGCGAGUGACUUUCGUCUUUAAAGUGCAAAUGGAAUUUUACACAGUAUUGCAUGAAGGAACAGGAAAUCGUCGCGAUGAAAGCACGAGCGAGAGAGUCUGCGACCUCGUGAAAGCUCCUUUACGAGUGUCCUGUCUUAGCAAAUUGCGCUUGUCAAACGUGUAAUAUCGUGAAUUGUUUAUUUUUAAUAUAAUGUCUAAGAUAAAACACGAAUCCCUAAAUCUUGAAGAUAAGAAGGGAGAAUGAUCGCCACGCUGAUUCCGGCGAUCAGUUAAUUUAUUUUAUAUCACUCAUCAAGAGAAGACAUUCACAAUAUGCAACGUUGAUUUAGUUGUUCUUGCUGUGAAAUUAUUUAUAAAUCCUUGUACGGUAUUUGUAAACGAGAAAUAUAACUCGUCUGGAAGUUUGA